AUGAAGAACGUCAAGGUGGCAGAAGCGUUGGGGGCACUGGCCUCGCGCAAGCUCAUCUCAGUCGAGACCAAGACGCCGCUCAAGGACGUCCUACGCACGCUCCACACCAACCGCAUCCUCUCCGUGCCCGUCAUGGAGAACGACAAAGGCUGUGUGGGCUUGGUGGACGUGCUGGACCUGGUCAAGUUCACGGCUCUCCAGUUCUUCACCAGCCAGGAGACGAGCGUGAUGGACGACAACCUGCAGGUGGCCCCCGAGCUCUUCCGCCAAUUCGAAUUCGAAGACCGUACGGCCGGCGACCUCCUCAAGCAAUCGCCGAGGAGCCGUAACUUUCAAGUGUUGGACAAGGAGGCGACGCUGGGCGACGUGGCCAAGGUGCUCAGCCACGACACGCACCGCGUGCUGAUCGGGCAGGGCCGGGACGCCAAGCUGGUCUCGCAGUCGGACAUCGUGCGCUACCUGAGCGAGCGCAAGGACCAGCUCGACCGCCAGGUCAAGGGCGUCAACACGUGGUUCGAUGGGCGGAGCUACGACGGCGAGUACCACGCCGGUGAGAAGCGCGGCCAGGGCACGUACACGUGGGCCGAUGGGAGUGUAUACAAAGGCGGGUGGGAUCAUGGCCUGCGACAGGGCGAGGGCCGAAUGGAUUGGCCCGACGGCACCUGGUUCUUGGGCGUGUGGGACAGGGACGACCGGGUGGAGGUGCGGGAGUCGAAUGUGCGGGACUGGAACAAGAGGGACAAGCCCUACGAUCUGUACUUCCUGGAGGACGGCGACGUGUGGAACCGGAAGUACAUGCACGACAUCAAGGAGCGCAGGCGGCAGAAGAAGCUGGCCAUCGAGGAGGAGCGGCUCAAGCAGAAGCUGCUCGACAAGAAGACAUCGACUUCAUCGCCGUCAUCGCCGUCGGUUGGCGCCGAGCUCCAAGAUUUUUUUGAUUUUGAUUUUUGA
Messenger RNA from Acanthamoeba castellanii str. Neff, 951 nucleotides. RefSeq names its product CBS domain containing protein. The transcript is spliced from 6 exons. Lineage: Eukaryota; Discosea; Longamoebia; Acanthamoebidae. The record is from RefSeq and is a predicted model, not a curated record. Bases 1 to 951 code for a protein of 316 amino acids. Gene Ontology annotation, cellular component: cytosol.